Messenger RNA from Mucor mucedo, 1208 nucleotides. RefSeq lists its product as uncharacterized. The transcript has 3 exons. Lineage: Eukaryota; Fungi; Mucoromycota; Mucoromycetes; Mucorales; Mucoraceae. The coding region runs from base 179 to 922 and encodes 247 amino acids. The record is from RefSeq and is a predicted model, not a curated record.
GAGCAAGCAAGCGCAUUUAGUUCUAUAAAUGGCAAGGCGUUUUGGUGUACUCCGCCAAGAAAGGGAUCUACGUUUAUUUUGACUCUUUUUUUCUGGUUGUUUCAGAAACGCUUUUUUUCUCUAUUUCUUUUUCUUUUUUAGUUUUUCUUUUUUAAAAAAAAUAUAUAUAUUUAACAAAAUGCAGGUGGCAGCUACAAAUUAUGCUAAAGGAAAAGUACUUGGUAAAGUAGGCGAUCACCUUCACAAGAACCAAAGGAAUUAUGAGACGGAUCAAGAGAUUAUUGCGGCUACUCAAGAAGCAGCGGCCAAACAAACGCAUCACUGGUGGAAAAAAGAUAAAGUAUUUACUCCUGACAUGUUAUUGAGUAAACACGACCGAAAGAUUCUCCUCAAGGUCAAGAACCGCGCUUGGUAUCUGGAUCAAGGCUUCCAUUGUUGUUGUUUUAAUGUUGGGUUGGAUGGCCUGGUGGGUUUAAUACCCGGUAUCGGCGAUGUGAUUGGAACAGCCUUUUCUGUAGAAUUAAUCAGGACAGCUGCAAAAGCAAACUUACCCAAAGAACUGCUUGCUAAAAUGAUGGUGAAUGUCUUGUUUGAUUUCAUGAUUGGAUUGACACCCGUUGCUGGUGAUAUUCUUGAUAUAUUAUUCAAGUGUAAUAUGCGUAACGCUGCACUGUUGGAGGAAUAUUUAAUUUUGCGAAGACGAGACGAGAUUCGGUUGGAAAAAGGUGAACCCGCUGCUCAUGCUCUGAUGGAUGGCCCACGUCAUGGUGACACAAGUACAUCAUCGACAACACCAGUUCCGACCCACGUUGUCAACCAUACUGACCCUCCGACUAUUACUGAACUAGAUGCAGAGGGACAACCGGUAAAGGACGAUGAUAAAAAGAAGUAUGGUACAUUCUUUGGCAAAUGGAAGUCGUAGUUUAUUCACAAGUUUUUUUUUUAAUUCACCGCUAUGCACAAACAUUUUUUUUUUUUUUUUUUUUGACCACAAUAAAAACACAACUUUAUAUUUUUGGUAUAAAUAAUGUCAAUAGAUCCACAACCCAUUACCUUUCAGCAUCAUGUGUUUGACUUUUCAUUUCAUCCUAGUCGGAAUCUAGUUGCAGUAGGAUUAAUCAAUGGACAAGUGGAAUGUCAUGAGUAUUCAGAAGAGACUAAUACAUUAGCCUGGACAACACAGGCCUCGAAAAAGUCUUGCCGAGGGG